Messenger RNA from Solanum dulcamara, 1260 nucleotides. Its product is annotated as LEAF RUST 10 DISEASE-RESISTANCE LOCUS RECEPTOR-LIKE PROTEIN KINASE-like 2.1. The record is from RefSeq and is a predicted model, not a curated record. The transcript has 3 exons. Bases 53 to 1018 code for a protein of 321 amino acids. Gene Ontology annotation, molecular function: polysaccharide binding. Lineage: Eukaryota; Viridiplantae; Streptophyta; Magnoliopsida; Solanales; Solanaceae.
CAACAUAGUAUCUUUCUAAUUUCUAUUUUACUCUGUAUAUUCAAUUGACAACAUGUCGAUAAGAAAUUCAUUUUUUGCUAGUGUUUUUCUAUUUGUUACAUUCAUAACAAACUCUAUAGCCCAGAGUACCUCUCAAUGUGUCCCUUCUUCCUGUGGCGAUAUUCGAGAUAUCAAAUUCCCCUUCCGAUUGAGGACUGAUCCUGGGCAUUGUGGUAAGCCCGGAUAUGAACUCGAUUGCCUGAACAAUCAAACCAUUUUCCUUUACGAAUCGCGAAAAUUCUACGUGCAAGAAAUUAACUACAGAAACUUCUCAAUAAGACUACUCGAUCCCAGCCUAGAAAAACAGAACGAUAAUUGCACUGUUUUUCCUGACCACAGGGCAAGUUAUGAUGCCAUGACUAGCCUUAUCUUCGGAUGGCUUCGUGUUGACAACGAUAUCAACUAUGUCAAUUGUCGUGGUCCAAUAAACUCGUCACGGUACAUUCCUACAAGUUUUUGUAGCACAAAUACAACCGCUACCAAUUCUAGUUUUAGCUAUCUUGUCAUAGGUGAAAUAUUGCAAGCUUCGGAUUUAGCAGGCGGUUGUAGAGUUGAAACUGUGGCAUGGUCUGCAGCUCCUGACAUUUCACCAAACAAGUCGUCUUCGUUAUCGAGCAUUCGUCAAGCUCUGGCUUAUGGCUUUGACCUUUCUUGGAGGCUUGAUUUCUUAUGUAGAGAGUGUGGGAAAGAUGAGGAUUGCAUUUUUGAAAACAAUAGCGAUGUACCAACUUGUAUUCAUUACUGCAAAGAGGACACUCCCGUUUCAGAACUUUCUUUCGGAUGCAAAAUCGAGUACUAUUCUGUUUUUGUAUUGGCCUAUGGCGCUAUAGGAAUAGGUGCACUUAUUGCGCUAAGAUAUCUUGUGGGGAUCCCAAUCUUGAUUGCAGUUGUGGUGUGGCAGUGCAAAAGACGGAAUUUGAACACAUCGAACGAUGAUGUUUUGGGGAAUAAAGCUUCUUCCAGUGAACAGAAUUGUUAGGAUUCUUGAUUUUAAGGAUCGAUCAUCAUAGUAUUUGUUUGUAUCCUGGUACAAUUCCAAGCAAUUGUAACAGAUGCUUUUGUAUAUUUGUUCAGAACUCUAGGACAAGGUCAAUCUAAUUACCGGUAGGAUUUUCUUUCCAGUUGUCAUGUAUAGUAUUUAUUCCAUUAUUGUCUAUUUGAUUCAUUGAUUGUAUAUGUUACUUUUCAAAACCUUUUGAUUCUUGAAAGUGAAUGAAUGGA